AUGUACAAUGGUAGAACAGACCCUAUGGAGCAUGCCAGCCACUUCAAUCAAAGAAUGGCUGUACACUCCAAGAACGAGGUCUUGAUGUGCAAAGUUUUCCCAUCCAGUUUGGGGUUUGUGGCAAUGAGGUGGUUUGAUGGUCUGAGGGCAGGUUCCAUUGAUUCCUUUAAGGAACUCACUCAGGCGUUUGGAUCCUGUUUUAUUACGUGCAGCAGGGUUCCUCAACCUUUAGCUUCCUUGUUGUCUUUGUUCAUGAGAGAAUGUGAAACCCUGAAAACAUAUUCGGACAGAUAUUGGGAGAUGUUUAAUGAGAUUGAUGGUGAUUUUGAUGAUGUAGCCAUCAUCACAUUCAAGUUCGACCUACCUACCGAGCAUGGGUUAUGGAAAUCUUUGACUGGGAAGCCUGUUACCAGUGUAUGCCAGCUCAUAGAUCAAAUUGACAAGUAUAAGAGGGUUGAAGAGGACCAGCAGCAAGGUAAGGGAAAUGGCAAGGUUAUCCCUCAGGAAAAGAGGGAUUUCAGGUCAGACCUCUACUAUAAUAAUAGACCCCGGAGGGAUUUUGCUGGGCAGUCUGAGCCUACAGCUCCUCAAGCGGUUAACGUUGUGUUUAGAGAACUGGUACAUCAGGUUUUGGAGAAGAUACAAAAUGAGCCAUACUUUAAGUGGUUGAACAGAGUGAGUGGAGGCCUUUUGAGGCGCAACCAAAGCCUUCACUACCAAUACAACCAAGAAAGGGGACAUACCACCGAGGACUGUAGAACACUGUGGAACCAUCUGGAGCAACUGGUCAAGGAAGGGAAGUUGCAACAAUUUUUGUACCGGCCCAACGAACAAGGGGACCAAUCAGGGUUAGGGGCUCGGGGGAAUACUCCUUCAAGGCCCCCGCUAGGUACCAUCAAUGUCAUUUUUGUUGCGCUUGGGAGAACUGGUUCUCACCCUUCCAAGGUAAUGUCUGUAGCCAAGCUAUCGCCCGAGGACUCUCACUCCAAGCCGAAGAGAGCUAGGAUAGAGGUCCGAUCACCGUUGAGUUUCUCAGAUGAGGACAAGAUUGGAACCAUCCAACCAAAUGAUGACGCUUUGGUAGUUACCCUCAGAAUAAGGGGGUAUGACGCUAAGAGAGUAAUGGUAGACCAAGGCAGUUGUGUAGAAGUCAUGUACUUUGACUUGUACAAGGUGCUGAACUUAAACCCUGAGGAUUUGACAGUUUAUAAUUCACCUUUGGUAAGCUUUGAUGGGAAAGUUGUUAUUCUGAGAGGCCAGAUUAGAAUGCCCGUUCAGGCUAACUCAGAGGUGGUGGAAAUAGACUUCAUUGUGGUAGAUGCAUACUCAUCCUCCACAGCCAUGAUGGCCAGACCAUGGCUCUAUACCCUAGGAGCUGUUUCUUCAACUCUGCAUUAG
This is a messenger RNA of Quercus robur (English oak), 1398 nucleotides long. RefSeq lists its product as uncharacterized. NCBI's taxonomy places the organism in Eukaryota, Viridiplantae, Streptophyta, Magnoliopsida, Fagales, Fagaceae. The record is from RefSeq and is a predicted model, not a curated record. Bases 1 to 1398 code for a protein of 465 amino acids. The transcript has a single exon.